Molecule: messenger RNA, 2367 nt
Organism: Cheilinus undulatus (humphead wrasse)
Lineage: Eukaryota; Metazoa; Chordata; Actinopteri; Labriformes; Labridae
Product: interferon-inducible GTPase 5-like
Exons: 3
Coding region: 760-1953 (397 amino acids)
Cellular component (GO): membrane
Molecular function (GO): GTP binding
Source: RefSeq, a predicted model, not a curated record
UCCAUGACUGUAUAUAAAUUCUAUUAUAGAUUUAAAGAGAAGUUGUCUGUGAUUAUUGUGCAUACACACUGUAAUAUUUCUGCUGGUUGAGAGGGUCUUAUGCCUUCUAUUUAUUGAAAUACCAAUAUCUAUUAAAUAACAAUUCUAUUAUUAUUAAAUCUUAAUUCUGAGAACCAUUUUAGCUCCUUUUUGAUUGUUGCCCUGUUUCCAAGGAGGUGUUCUAUAAUUUAUUAACCUUGUUUGAUAAUGUUUUAUUAUUAUCAAUAAUUAUAAUCAAAAUGACUAAUAUUUAAACAAUAACAAAAACACCUCUGACCCUUGACCUCCAAAAUAUAAGCAAUUUAUUCUUGAGCUGGAGUCGAUAUUAAUGAAACAGACAGACAUCCUGACAAUUGAAUUCCUCCAGCCUUGCCUCAGUACUGAGGCAUUUAAGGAAGGAUGAAAUUUAUAAUUAAAAAAUUUUUGGUCAUGCCUUCAGUAACUGGAGGAGGUGUGAUACUGUGCUACUCUCAUGUUACAUAAGGAUGUUUCUUGAAAGUCAGCUGAUUUGAAAAAUUUCCAACUGGUGAUCUUUACUUUGCAGAAUCUGUUUUGAUUGGUGACUGACUGCCUUAAGGGGUGGACUCUUGCAAGGCUUCUGUUGUGUUUAACAGGAGCCAAGAAACUAUGUGAGUGCUAUUCCUGCAGGUAAACAACUUGUACAGUGAUCUGCUCAUCUCAUCUGCUUCUGCUUUGGACUCCAUACUGUCAAGAAGCACCAUGGGAGAUCCAUUUGACACUGAAGAAAUACAUAAAUCCAUCAAAGAAGCGCUAAUAAAAAAUGACCGAAACUUAGCGGUUGCAAAGAUUAACGAGUACUUUGAUCGGCAGAAAAACAUCCCUCUGGAUAUCGCCAUCACUGGUGAGUCUGGUGCCGGUAAAUCCACCUUUGUGAAUGCUUUUAGAGGCAUUGACAACAGGGAUGAGAGAGCUGCUCCAACUGGUGCCACAGAGACUACCAUGGAGAUUACACCCUACCCCCAUCCCAAAUAUCCCAAUGUCAAAUUCUGGGAUCUCCCUGGGAUCGGCACCACAAAGUUUCCAGCUGACCAGUACAUCAAAUAUGUUGGAUUUGAAAGGUUUGACUUUUUCAUCAUUGUCUCAUGUGAUCGCUUCAGAGAAAACGACGUGAGGCUGGCUAAAGAGAUUCAGAGGAUGGAAAAGAAGUUCUACUUUGUUCGCUCAAAGAUUGACAACAACGUUCGUGAUGAGGAGAGAACUCAGAGAGACUUCAAUCUGGAACGAACCCUCAAAAAAAUCAGAGAUAACUCCAUUCAGAGUCUUCAGUAUCAUGGUUUCAAGUCUCCUCAAGUCUUCCUAGUGUCCAGCUUUGACCUGACACUAUACGAUUUCCCUCUGCUAGAGCAGACCCUGGAGCGGGAACUUCCUGAACACAAGCGGGACGCCUUCCUGUCCGCCAUGCCCAACAUCAGCCAAGAGGUCAUUGCCAAGAAGAAAAAGUCUUUUAAGAAAAGGAUCAAUUUUUUGGCUUCUCUCUCUGGAGUUGUAGCUAGUUUGCUAAUUCCUGGGCUUUCUAUGGGUGUUGAAGUAGGCAUGCUGGUCGGUGAGGUCAAGCAUUACGCUAAUCAGUUUGGUCUUGAUGUCGAUUCGCUGCUGAGCCUUGCCAGUUGCACAAAUAUUCCUUUUCAGGAAUUAAAGGACGUCACCAGUUCACCACUUUCAGCAACAGAGAUAACUACUGAGCUUGUAAUGAAAGAGUUUUCUCAAUGUCCCAGACUACUUUCAUUGAAAGUAGCAGAGGAAGGGAUCAGAUUCAUUCCAGGUUUUGGAAUCCCAACAGCAAUGACCCUCUCUUUCAUCACAACCCAAAAAGCUCUCAACAUUUUUCUCGAUGCACUCUCUGAUGAUGCUUACAAGGUGUUUAGAAGGGCUCUGGGUCAUAAAUUGAAGUAAUCAUGUUAAAAAGUCAGGCUGUCAGGAUUAAUAUGUCAUGAUGAUGUUAAGGUUAAGAGGUAUAAGGGAGAAAUGCUUUUUUUUCUUCUGUACCAUUUAGCUUUUUUCAUUUUAAGCAGGUUCAAAAUGGGGGAGUUGCUUUUCUUAGGACAGGUGUGUAGGAGGGCAACAUAUCCAGCUACCAUUUCAAAAAGUCCUGCACAUUGAUCAACCUGCAAAACAAAGGUUUGCUUGUUUGCCUGAUAAAACUUUCCAAAUAAACACUGCUUUUUUGCAAGUUGGACUGUCUGAGUUGUCUUUGAACUGUAAGCUGGUUCAAAAUAAAAGCAGAUUUACAUCCAAACUGGUCCUGUUAAAAAGUUAAAAAACAUACUUUUAUAUGUUAAAAAGUUCAAGUAUGUUACAAAGUCCUGU